Molecule: messenger RNA, 515 nt
Organism: Malania oleifera
Lineage: Eukaryota; Viridiplantae; Streptophyta; Magnoliopsida; Santalales; Ximeniaceae
Exons: 1
Coding region: 215-394 (59 amino acids)
Source: RefSeq, a predicted model, not a curated record
CCUUGGAUUCGGAUUCCAGAAUUCUGCUGAAGUUGUUAGAAUGUUUUCUUCAUCUCCACCAUCACUAAACCUAAUUUUCUGAAUUUAACUUCAAGCCCUAAUUUUGCGAUUUUUUCUUCAAGCCAUAAUUUCGGGUCCAAGUGAUCUGAGGCAGCGUCGCAGUUAUUUUCUAUCGCGGAGAUUGGAACCACAGAGAGGAAAAGUUGCAGGAGCUAUGGGUAUAAUACGAAGCAGCUUCUCCUUCAUUCUCGGGACUGCUUGUGGCGUCUACGUUGCUCAGAACUACAACGUUCCCAACAUUAAGAAGCUCGCCAACACUGCCCUUUUCAUGGCCAAGCACGUCGAAGAGAAGUAUCGGAAGCCCAAGAAGCGGGACGACAACGACGACCUUUAGCCGCUGGACGGCAUCGGUUGGUUGCCGGGUCCAGGUUUUUCUUUUUGAACUUUUGAUGACUGUGCGAUUGAGGAUUUUCAAUCAGAAAAUAAGAUAAAUCCAGUGAUUGUUAUGCGGCCAA